Closterium sp. NIES-67 is the source of this 4531-nucleotide messenger RNA. Lineage: Eukaryota; Viridiplantae; Streptophyta; Zygnematophyceae; Desmidiales; Closteriaceae. The record is from the annotation of a GenBank genome assembly.
CAUGGCUCCUUCCCCGCCAUUCUCGCUCCCUAACACAGCGCUUACCUCCUAUUUCGUCAUUCACGGGAAAGGUGCGGCUUAUUAGUAACGUUUACAUGUUCCCGUAACCCUGUGGGCGACAGCUACCUGCCGCAUCUCCGUUAGUUUAUGCGACCAGUGAUUUCGUACCUAAUCGCCCACUUCGCUGCAUGCCACGCUAUCAUUUUAGGGCGUGCCACGCGAAGACCUUAUUAGCGAGCUCGAAGGCAUUUCCUCGCCGGUGCGCCCAAGUACCUCGCCCGUUGCCUCGCUUCCCACUCCCCGCUCCUCGCAGCAGCUGCGAGAGCGCUGCCCCGCUUUCCCACUCUUCCGCAUUCCCUGUUUUCCGCCCCGCCCACUGCAUCUGCCUGCAUUCGCCUCCCGGAUUUCCCGCACUCAAGCUGCCACUGCUUUCCCGCUUCCCGUAUCCCGCUUCCUGCUCUCUCGAUUCCCACUUUCCCAUUAUCCUGCUUCCCCUAUUUUCCGCUUUCCGCCCAAUCCGCUAGCCCGCUCGAGUCGAAUUUCGUAAUAUUUGCUCUUGGUGACCUAUUUCCUUGGAUUUGCUCAGUCUUGAUUUCCUAGAUGUAGCCAAGUUUGAUAAACCUUGGUUUCUUGUAAUCUUUCAAAGUCAGUUCUGGCCAUUUUGUGCGCAGAACGUGUCAGUCUGAACUUCGUACUUGUUCUUCGCGUGCAAGCGCUGCCUUAUCUGGCCGCUCUUCGUCGCACCGGUCGCGCGACGUCGCUGCGAUGGCCACGCCGUCGCCCAAGCGCGGUUUCGCCGUGAGCGGCAAGCGGCUGGAGGAUCUCAAAGUGACGGAGCUCAAGAGCGAGUUAAAGCGGCACAAUCUGCCGCAGUCCGGCGUUAAGCGAGAUCUGUACGAACGGCUCCGGGAUCAUCUGACACGUCAGCAACAGCGGGAAGCCGAGCAGCAGCUAGCCGAGUUUCAGCAGCAGCUGAAGGAACAGCAGGAGGAGGAGGAGGAGAAGAAGAAAGCGAAAGAGGGGAAGGGGCAGGAGAGCGACUCGGGCUCGGACGUGCAAGAGGCGCCGCCGAUCCAGGCGGGAGAGGCGGCGGGGGGCGGGGCAGCGGCAGGGCAGGACGGCACUGCGAGCAAAGGGGAUGGCGAUGCAGAUAACGAUAGCGUGGUGGGCCCGAAGGUGCUGUUUCAGGAGGCUAAUGGGGGGGAGGGGGAAAAAGAGGGACAGGGAGGGGAGGGUAAGGGGAAGCAAGAGGAAGGGGAGCGGCAGGGGAAGGAAGGAGGGCAGCAGGGCGCGGAGGAUAAGCCAACGGGAUCGGAUCGAGGAGGAGAAGAGAGGGCGGCUGAUGCUACUGCUGGUGCUGGUGGUGGAAGAAGUGAGGGGGACGCGGCAGAUGGUGCUGCUGCUGCUGUUGCUGCUGCUGAUGAUGGUGGUGGUGGUGCUGGUGGUUCUGUUGCGGCUUCUGGUGUGGAGGGCAAGAGGGAGGAAGUCGAAGAGGCUGCACCGACGACGAAGGGGGACGACAAGGUAAAGUCGGAUGGGCAGGCCGAGGGGAUGGUCGAUAAGGGUAAGGGGGAUAGGGCGGGGUUAGGCUCUGGAUUAGAUGCCCCUGCUGAUGCCACUGCCACUGCUCCUGCUGCUGCUGCCGCUGCUGCUCCUCCUGCUGCUUCCCCUCCUGCUGCUUCCCCUCCUGCUGCCCCUCCUGCUGCUGCAUCUGUCCCGCCUGUAGCUGCACCUGCUGCCACUGAGAGUACUGCUUCUGCUGGCACUGCUGCCACAUCUGACGGCCCUGGGGCGCCGGGAUCUGGGGUAGGUGCACCUGAGGAGGCUGGAAGUGGCAAAGGAACCGUCGGAUCUGAAGCCGAGGGCAAAUCGACGGCGCGGGAGGAGGAACCUGGGAAGGCGGAGAAAGGGGGCGGCGAAGGGGCAGGGGAGGAGGGGAGGAAGGAGGAGGAGAGGGAUGGUAUGGAGGUUGACGGCAUGGGAGUGAGGGAGGAGGAUGAGAAAGUUGAGGAGGGAAAGAAGAGAGAGCGCGAAGCAGAGAAGGAUACAGAAAUGGAGAGAGCGGAGAAGGGUGAGAAGCGGAGUGCGGAGAGGGGUGAGGAGAGGGGUGAGGAAAGAACGGCGCGCGAUGAAAACAUCAGUAAAGCGGGGGGUAAGGAUCGCAAGCAGGAUGACGAAAUGCGAGGCGAGGAGGGCAAGGAGGAGGACGGCAAGGAGGAGGAGGAGCGUGAUCUAAUGAUAGAGGCGGAUACGGACCUAGUGGGGGAGCUAGAGGCGGAAGCGGAAGAGGCGGAGGCGGAGGCGGGGGCUCUCGCGAAGCAAGGGCGCGGACUCAGGCGGAGGGACGCCGCGCUGGCGGAAAGGAAAACGGAGAAAGGUGAACGCGCGCGGAAAGAUGAACGCGCUGGGGCGGAGAAGCGCGGGCGGGCGUGGGGGUUGGCGAGGGCGGAGGGUAGUGGAGGGGAAGGGAAGAGGGAGCGAGCAGGGGAGGAUGUGGGAGUUGUGGCGAGACGGAGGGAGGAGCGACCAUCAGGAGGAGGCGAAGAGGAGUCCCCGCGUCCCCCUGACGCCAAGCGCCUGCGCAGAUGGAGCUCGUCCAAGACAUCACCGCCUGCCACCGCUGCUGCUGCUGCUGCUGCCGCUCCUACCACUGCCUCUGCUCCUGCCCCUGCAGCAGCAACCGCAGCAGCGCCAGCAGCAGGUGGGGCAGAGGGACCAGGCAAGGCUGCUGCUGCUGCUGGCACUGGCAGCGGCCCUGCAGUGAAUGCUGCUGGAGGGGCAUCAGCUGGGGCGGAUUCUUCAGCACCGUCUGCUGCCACAGCAGUAAAGGCAGCAGAGGCAGGAGAGGGGGGAGCAGCAGCAGCUGGGCAGGCGGUUUCUGGGGCAGGUGUGGCUGAGGACACAGCAGGGGCGAGGGCUGGCCCAGGGGGGGUUAUAGCGCGCAGCAGCAGUGACAGUAAAGCGGGGCAGGCGGUUUCGGUGUCUGCUGCUGGAGCUGCUGCUGCUGGUGGCGCUGGUGGUAACCGCGUGGUUAGGUCGCUGAGUGGACGUGGCGGUGCGCGAUUGGCUGGGGCAGGAGCGAGGGAGCCACCACAAGAGAAGGCAGAGGCCCCCCCGCCAGUGGAGGCGGUGACGGAGUCGCUGCGCAUUGACAACUUUGUGCGCCCGUUCACGCAGCAGCAGGUGAAGGACCUGCUGGGGAACAACGGCCGCUCUCUGCGCCACUACUGGAUGGACGGCAUCCGCACCCACUGCUACGUCACCUUUGCAUCAGUGGAGGAGGCAAAGGCAGCACGAUCGGAAGUAUGGGGGCUGCGCUUCCCGGUGAGGGGGGGCAACCUCCUCACAGCCAAGUUUGUGCCCAGCGAGGAAGUCGUGGCGCGGGUCAAUGGCGUCCCCUACCCCCCUGCCUCCAAUUCCGCUGCUCCUGCUGCUGCUGCUGCCGGUGCCGCCGGUGCUGCCAGUGCCACUGGUGCAGCUGGUGCAGCUGGUGCAGCUGGUACUGCUGAUGCUGAUGCGAAAACGGGUGCUGCUAGCAGUGCUAGCACUGCAAAGGAGAAGGCAGGAGCAAAGGACACAAAUGCUCCUCCUGCUGCCGAGUCCAAGCCAGGAGCUUCCCCAGUGGCAGCAGCAGCAACAGCGCCAUCUGCACAGGAAAAAGCAGAGAGAGCAGUGAGAGCAGCCACCGCAGGCACGGCAGCUGCAAGUGAGAGGAGAGCAGGAGCGGGUGGGGGUGGUGCUGGAUCAAGCCACCACGGCGCAUCCACUGCCCCCGCCUCUUCUUCUGGGUCCGCAGCAGCAGCAGCGGCUGCAGCGGCGGCGGCAGCAGCAAUGGCAGGCGUCGGUGCAGUGGCAGGGAGGAAGGCGGCAGAGCCGGAGCCAGACGUGUUGCCUUCUCUGGAUGACUUGUUUCGAAGGACCAAAGCCAAGCCACAGAUCUACUUCCUGCCCCUCACAGAGGAACAAGUGGCCGCCAAGCUGGCAGUGGCCAGUCAGAGGAAGCUGGCUGCCGUAGGUGCAGCUGGGACGGCUCCUGCAGCUGCUGCUGGUUCUAGUGGUGCAGUAGUGGCUCCUGGUACUGCUGGUUCUGGCAGUCCUGCUGCUGCUGGUGCUGGUGGUGGUGGUGCUGCUGGUGUGCAUGGCCGUACGGGCAAUGGGGUGGAUGAAGCAGGGAACCCUACUGCUGUGAGAGCACGGGGCUGAGGAAUGCAGCAGCUCCAUGUUACCGUAUGCUGGUGGCACCGUGGCAUCCUCCUUAUCAAAGCAGCCAUGGCGCUUGUGCUUUCUUGCUUGCGCCUUGUAACCUUGUCCACCUUUCUCCACUGCCCAUGAGUUGUGGCACAACGUAACUUGGUAUGCUACUAACUGAGUUUGUUUAGGCGUGGCUAGCUAGACAGUAAAUUACUGUUACCCGUUUUUGGGCAGCUACCGUAUUCCCCCGGAUAUGAAGUCGUAUGGUUUUCUAGGAAAAUGGUUUUAAAUGUGCAGGGCGUGUGUAAUUGGAUUUUUGUGAUAUGGCACAGUGGAUAAU